Messenger RNA from Solanum verrucosum, 1251 nucleotides. RefSeq lists its product as uncharacterized. The record is from RefSeq and is a predicted model, not a curated record. The coding region runs from base 1 to 1251 and encodes 416 amino acids. Lineage: Eukaryota; Viridiplantae; Streptophyta; Magnoliopsida; Solanales; Solanaceae. The transcript is spliced from 3 exons.
AUGGAACCUUUUAGCAAAAGGACCAAACUUGACAAAUUUAAAAGGCGAUUGGGUUACAACUUCGCUUACUCAAACUGUAACAAUAAGAUUUGGAUUUUUUGUGAUCAGCUCUAUGAUUGUGUCAUUAUUCAAGAUAAAGAGCAGCAAGUCACCUGUAGCAUCACUACUCAUGAGGAAACCAUUUUAUUGACUGUCAUAUAUGCAAAAUGCAAGGAUCAUUUAAGGGAGCCACUUUGGAAUGAUUUGAGAUACAUUGCUAAUAACAUGAAUCUUCCUUGGUUGGUCGCAGGAGAUUUUAAUGUUAUUUUGGCUCCAGAGGAGAAACAAGGGGUCACCCAUCUUAUCAGGAUUGGAUCUGAUCACUGGCCUCUCUUGAUUUCUAUAUCCUCUUCUCAUCAAACUCAUCAGAAAUAUUUUAGAUUCUUGGAUCUAUGGACUCAAGAACCUGGUUUUAAUGAAACAGUGAAGGCUGCCUGGAAUGAAGAUACUAGUGGAUCACCCAUGUGGAAUUUCCACUUGAAAUUGAAAAACACAUGCAGAAAGCUAUCUCAGUGGUCGAGAAACAGUGUUGGUAACAUUUUUGAUAACACUAAAGCUAUGGAAAAAAAGGUUGCGGAUUUAGAAGAAAUUUGCUUGACCAACAAUUCUGAUAGCAACAGAAUGGCUUACAACUGCGCAAAUGCUCAACUUAUUAUGCAUAUCAAGAAGGAAGAAGCUUUUUGGAAACAAAAGGCUGGUAUGAAAUGGUUUCAAGAUGGUGACUCUAAUACCAAAUUUUUUCAUACCAUCAUGAACAAUAAGAGAAGAAGAUUAGUCCUCAAAAAGAUCAAAAAGAAUGAUAACACAUGGAUUGAAGGAAGUGAUGAAAUUGCUAAGGAAGCAAUAAAUUUCUUUGAAUCCCAAUUCAGUAAGGACGAUUCUCACAAAGAUUUCAGUAUUCUAAAUUGUCUACCAUGUGUGAUAAAUGAAGAAGACAAUAAUAUACCGGAUGCCCUACCUACUAUGACUGAGUUGAAAGAGGCAGUAUUCUCACUAAGUGCGGAUAGUGCUCCUAGACCAGAUGGUACUCCACUUCCAAGAUCUUUCACUCAUUCAUGUCUUAUCCUUAUUCCAAAGACACCAAACCCUCAAAGAUUUACAGAUUUGAGACCAAUAAGUCUAAGCAAUUUUAGCUAUAAGAUCAUAUCCAAAAUGCUGAACACAAGACUAUCUAAAGUCAUUCAUAAAGUGGUCUCACCGAAUCAAACAUGA